GAAAAGCCAAUCUCAUACAAAAUUUUUUAGAUGGAAGGAGGAGAGAACAAUAAGACAAGGAAGCCUAAAGCAGUGGUGGUAGGUGGCAGCAUAGCAGGGUUAUCCUGCGCACAUGCGCUCAUUGCCGCCGGUUGGGACGCCGUUAUCCUUGAGAAAUCUACCGGACCACCUUCAGGCAGCCUUACCGGAGCUGGGCUUGGCCUGGACCCUCUUGCUCGCCAUUUCAUCCAAUUAUGGCUCGAUCAACCCCAACUCUUCCACCACUCUACCCUUCCCCUUUCCGUCGAUCAGAACAAAGCAACCGAUAGUCAGAAGAAGAUCAACUGGACAUUGAGCAGAGAUGAUAAUUUCAAUUUCAGGGCUGCCCAUUGGGUUCAUCUUCAUGGCCUUCUUUACAGAGCUCUACCAUCCCAUGUGGUUCUAUGGGGCCACUACUUCCUCUCUUUCUCCAUUUCAGAUGACAAGACCUUUGUUAAGGUUACAGCUAAGGUUCUUCAUACUGAGGAGACCACAGAGAUUGUUGCCGAUUUACUCAUUGCAGCAGAUGGCUCCCUGUCUAAGAUUCGUCAGACUUUCUUACCUAACGUUAAAUUGAGGUAUUCAGGCUACUGUGCCUAGAGGGGUGUUCUUGAUUUCUCGGAAGAUGAGAACUCAGAAACCAUUGUUGGCAUAAGGAAGGCAUAUCCAGAACUUGGGAAUUGCUUAUACUUGGAUAUAGCCAAGGGAACUCACUGAGUACUUUAUGAGCUGCCCAACAAAAGGAUGAAUUGGCUUUGGUAUGUCAAUCAACCAGAGCCUGAAUUGAAGGGGAAUUCGGUUACCAUCAAAGUAAGUUCCGAGAUGAUCAAGCAACUCCACGAAGAUGCAGAGAAAACCUGGGUUCCGGAGUUUGCAAGGCUUAUGAAAGAAACUAAAGAACCCUUUAUCAAUGUAAUAUAUGACUGUGAUCCUUUAGAACAACUCUUUUGGGAUAAUGUGGUGAUAGUUGGAAAUGCAGCUCACCCCACGACUCCUCAUGGUCAAAGAAGCACAAACAUGUCUAUAUUAGAUGCGACGAUAUUAGGCAAGUGUCUUGAGAAGUGGGGAGUGGACAACUUGGGUUUGGCUCUGCAAGAGUUUCAGUCCAUCCAACUGCCUAUUGUUUCAAAGCAAGUCCUCCACGCACGGUGAAUGGGUUGUAUUAAACAGGGCUUUGCUCUUCCUGACCGCAAGAUUUUCGAUCCAAAUACAGCAACACCAGAGGAUUGCCAAGAGCUUCAGCAGAAUAACAUGCCUUUCUUUGCUGAUGUUCCUUCUUUACUUGUAGGUUCUACUUGAGAAAAGGUCAUUGUUUGUUCCACUUGAGAAAUGUUCAUAUAGUUUAUUAUCAUCCUUUACCUCAGUUUGUUCAAUGAAUUCCAAGUUGUUAAAAGUAAGCUAUGCAUAUUGGUGCGGAUAUAUUGUUGUAAGGCACAAUAAAUAAGUAGUUGCAUGAGAAACAUCAGCACCAGGCUGGAGUUGGCUUUAUCACUAUAAACUGUUUU
Messenger RNA from Telopea speciosissima, 1523 nucleotides. RefSeq names its product FAD-dependent monooxygenase ltmM. NCBI's taxonomy places the organism in Eukaryota, Viridiplantae, Streptophyta, Magnoliopsida, Proteales, Proteaceae. Bases 31 to 618 code for a protein of 195 amino acids. The transcript is spliced from 4 exons. The record is from RefSeq and is a predicted model, not a curated record.